This is a messenger RNA of Thyridium curvatum, 1062 nucleotides long. RefSeq lists its product as uncharacterized. Gene Ontology annotation, molecular function: dGTPase activity. The record is from RefSeq and is a predicted model, not a curated record. The transcript has a single exon. Gene Ontology annotation, cellular component: nucleus. Gene Ontology annotation, biological process: dGTP catabolic process. Bases 1 to 1062 code for a protein of 353 amino acids. Lineage: Eukaryota; Fungi; Ascomycota; Sordariomycetes; Thyridiales; Thyridiaceae.
AUGGCAGCGGCACACAAGACAGGACUCUUCCAAUCCAUUGAGCCCCAGCUGCAGGGCAGCCUCCUGAUACGAGAUGAGCUAUAUGGCAACUUCGAUAUAUCGGAACCUGUUCUCGUGGAGCUUUUGCAAUGUCCUGCGGUGCAGCGGCUCGGAGAGGUCGGCCAGCACGGCGUCACGGGGUUUCUCGGCUUGACAAGCCCAGUCACCAGGCUCGAGCACUCCAUCGGCGCCUUGUUACUGGUGCGGGGAGCCGGGGCAUCACUCGAAGAGCAAGUCGUUGCACUCCUCCACGACAUCGCCCACACCGCCUUCAGCCACGUCAUCGACUGGGCGUUUGCCAGCAACGGUGACGCGGACGAGAGCUUCCACGAGGUGCACAAGAUGCGCUACGUCAACUCGACCGAGCUGCCGGCAAUACUUUCCAAGCAUGGAUUCGCGGGUGGGAAAGUGUUUGAAGAGGAACUGUUUGGGUUGGUGGAGCGGCCGGCGCCGCACCUGUGCGCCGAUCGACUCGACUACAGCUUGCGCGACAUGGUUAGGCCUGGCCACUUGGGCCCCGCCGAUAUCAGGGAGCUGCUUGCCCACCUGGUGCCAUAUCCCGACGCGAGUGCUGAAGAUCGUCUCUUCGUCAUGAACGACGUCCAGGCGGCCGAGACCUUGGCACGCGAGUAUAUGGCGGCAGACCGGGAUAUGUGGUCUAAUCCCGCGCACAUUGAAAUGUACCGCCGCACUGGACAACUCAUCGGUACGAUAAUCAGGCGUGGAGGGGUAAAGGAAGAGCAACUAUGGUCUUUGUCCGACAAGGAGCUCUGGGAGGCGCUACGCAAAGAGGGUACUGACGAGGAGCGAGAGGUGAUGAAGAACCUAGAGGAGAAUGGAUUGCCGGCCGAAGACAACCUCCCAAGCGGAACAAAGAUUCGCACUAUAGACCCUGAAGUUCUGGUCUCCUCAGAGGUCAAGCCGGUACCCCUAUCGAGUCUUUCAAAACAAUGGGCAAAGGACCAGGAGAAUUACAUCUUGGCUAGGAAGAACAUCCAGGGUAAAGCCUCGGAGACUGCUUAG